UUCUGUAAACUCUCAGCAGAGCAUUUCACAGAAAAAGCUCCAACUCUCUCGGCUCUCUCUCUCUCUCUUCCUCUUCCUCUCCAAUGGCUAAAAUGUCUGUGCUUCUGGGUUUCUUUGUGGGUUUUGUUUUGCUUGGUUUGGUUAGCUCAAGAAACUUUGAAGAGCUAUACCAGCCUAGCUGGGCUCUUGAUCAUUUUACUCAAGAAGGGGACACUCUCAAGCUCAAGCUUGAUAACUAUUCUGGUGCCGGAUUUGGAUCAAAGAGCAAGUACAUGUUUGGGAAAGUCUCAAUGCAAAUUAAACUAGUCGAGGGAGACUCUGCUGGAACUGUUACUGCUUUCUAUAUGUCAUCAGAUGGUCCAAAUCACAACGAGUUUGAUUUUGAGUUCCUGGGGAACACCACAGGUGAACCCUACCUGAUCCAAACCAAUGUGUAUGUGAAUGGCGUAGGUAACAGGGAACAGAGAAUGGACCUCUGGUUCGACCCCACCAAGGACUUUCACACUUAUUCAGUCCUAUGGAACCAGCGCCAAGUUGUAUUUUUGGUGGAUGAGACCCCAGUUAGAGUGCACACCAACUUGGAACACAAAGGAAUUCCCUUUCCUAAGGAUCAACCCAUGGGAGUGUACAGUUCAAUAUGGAAUGCAGAUGACUGGGCCACACAAGGUGGCCGGAUCAAAACUGACUGGAGCCAUGCACCCUUCGUAGCCUCAUACAAGGGCUUUGAAAUCGAUGCGUGCGAAUGCCCAGUAUCAGUAGCAGCAGUUGAUAAUGCAAAGAAAUGUAGCAGCAGUGCCGAGAAAAGGUACUGGUGGGAUGAGCCUACAAUGUCCGAGCUGAGUUUGCACCAAAACCACCAGCUUUUGUGGGUUCGAGCCAAUCACCUCAUCUAUGACUACUGCGCUGAUGCUGCUAGGUUCCCAGUCACUCCCACAGAGUGUGUGCAUCACCGCCACUAGUUGAUGGUUGGGUUUUGGUUGUUUGGCUAUGAAGAAGAAGAUGAUGAUGACGUUCUGGUUGUGUAAAAAAAGGGGUCGGAAAGUUCAUAGUCAUAAACAUGAACUCCAUGUUGUUUUGUUCGUUGUGGUUGUAGAUUGUAUGAUAGUACCAAUAAGAUUAAUGUCAUUUGAAUUUCUAAAAUU
Pistacia vera is the source of this 1142-nucleotide messenger RNA. Its product is annotated as xyloglucan endotransglucosylase/hydrolase protein 9. Gene Ontology annotation, cellular component: apoplast; cell wall. Bases 84 to 959 code for a protein of 291 amino acids. Gene Ontology annotation, molecular function: hydrolase activity, hydrolyzing O-glycosyl compounds; xyloglucan:xyloglucosyl transferase activity. The record is from RefSeq and is a predicted model, not a curated record. Gene Ontology annotation, biological process: xyloglucan metabolic process; cell wall biogenesis. The transcript is spliced from 4 exons. Lineage: Eukaryota; Viridiplantae; Streptophyta; Magnoliopsida; Sapindales; Anacardiaceae.